CAGGUACUAGGAGAAAUCCUUGUGGCAUGGCAGAGUUAUACAGCAAUUUUACCAGACGAACUAGACCUGGCAGUGGGAGAUGCAGUCGAAUUAUUAAACACAGAAGAUUCCAGUUCAUCAGCUAAGAGAAUCAAACUUGACCCAGAACUGGACAAGGUUUCAGGAGAGCUACUAGAUAACUCUGCUGCUCGCCAUAAACUGUCUGUCAAACCAAAACGCAACCAUCUUAGUUCGAGACAUUCCCCAACUAGGUUAAACAUAAAUCAAAGAUGGCUAGUGAAACAAGUGAAAGGAGAUAAGCAAGGAUGGGUUCCAUGCAGAAUUCUGCAGACUGCGGACGAUCCAACUUUCAAUACUACUGGCCUUCCAGGAGAUGCAGAAUUCAGAAGACUGGCUGUUGUGAAAGAGCUCAUCGAGACCGAACAAGAAUUUGUACGAGACCUGGAUCAUGUCGUAGAACGCUAUCUUAUCCCUUCAGAAUCUGGAAAAGUACCAAAAAUUGUCAAGGACAACUUCGAUGUCAUCUUCGGAAACCUCAAAGAAAUAGCCGAAUUUCAUAGGACAGUUUUGAUAGAAGGUGUGAAAUAUCAAGCGAAGAAUCCUGUGAUGAUUGGAAAGACGUUUCUACGGCUAGAAAGAGACUUCGACAAACACGUUAGGUACUGCAGUGAUGAACCCGUAGCUCAGGAGUUGCUGGAUACAUGCGAUGAAAUUUUCGAUUAUUUUGCAGUAAGUACCUAUAAUGAACAGUAAUGUUGCGAGA
Messenger RNA from Phaedon cochleariae (mustard beetle), 763 nucleotides. The record is from the annotation of a GenBank genome assembly. NCBI's taxonomy places the organism in Eukaryota, Metazoa, Arthropoda, Insecta, Coleoptera, Chrysomelidae.